Molecule: messenger RNA, 3675 nt
Organism: Astyanax mexicanus (Mexican tetra)
Lineage: Eukaryota; Metazoa; Chordata; Actinopteri; Characiformes; Acestrorhamphidae
Gene: lrp13a
Product: low-density lipoprotein receptor related-protein 13
Exons: 19
Coding region: 19-3621 (1200 amino acids)
Molecular function (GO): calcium ion binding; protein binding
Source: RefSeq, a predicted model, not a curated record
GUUGGGGCGACGGGCAGCAUGCGGGCAGUGUGUGUGCUGAGCGUGACCGCGUGGGUACUGGUAGAGCUGAUGCAUGCUGCUGCAGAUGACCCGCCGCGCUGUCGUCUGGGCUUAUUCCAGUGCAAGGACAUUUCUGACUGUUUGCUGUACGAUCACGUGUGUGACGGGGAGAAGGACUGUCUGGACGGCUCAGAUGAACAGGACUGCAUCACAGAGUGCACGAAAGGUCAGUUCCAGUGUGCGCAUGGGAGGAUGUGUAUAGAGCAGAGUGAGGUGUGUGAUGGUGUGGUUCAGUGUCAGGACCGGUCUGAUGAGUUGGGCUGUAUGAAGAAGGGGGAGGACUGUCAGCAUCAGUGUGGAGAACGCUGCCUCCCUCAAUCCUUCAUCUGCGACGGGCAGACGGACUGCGCAGACGGCAGCGACGAGGCCCAGUGCGGAGACUUGACCUGCAGUAGUGAGGAGUUUCAGUGCGGUGAUGGUGGGUGUGUAUCAGCCGGUGCUCACUGUGACGGACACCGGGACUGCAGCGACGGCUCGGAUGAGCAGAACUGCUCUGAUUGGACAGACUGCAGCGGCACGGAGUGUAUGGAGUCUGCGGGGGUGCAGUGUGGGCAGUAUCAGUGGGAGUGUAAGAUACAGAAGCAGUGUGUUCCUCAGAGCUGGCGCUGCGAUGGCACCGAGGACUGCACCGACCAGAGCGAUGAGGCGGAGUGUGAGCCCGUGUCCUGCCUGCCUCAUCAGUUUCAGUGUGGGAGCUCGGAGUGUGUGGACACCUCCCUCCUCUGUAAUGAAAUCCCAGACUGUGUGGACGGAUCAGAUGAGGGAGGGGCCUGUUUGACGGACAAGUGCACAGGCCAAUUGCAGUGUGAGCAGGACUGCUAUAGCACACCCACAGGAACAUCCUGCUGGUGCAGGGAGGGCUUCAGGCCUGUAGGUGGCGCUGGCUGUGUGGAUGUAGAUGAGUGUGUGGAGACUCCGACGGUGUGUUCACACACCUGUAUGAACUCAAACGGCUCGUUUGAGUGCACCUGUUCACACGGCUACAAUCUGCAGGCUGAUGGACGCGGCUGCACCGCCUCAGGUGAGACGUACCUGCUGGCUGCUGUCCAGUCCGAGCUGCACCUGCAGGACCUGCAGACCUCCAGCCUGAACGUUCUCUCCGCAGGAACCCAGCCGGUUCUCUCUCUGGAUUACGAUUGGCUGGAGCGGAGGGUGUACUGGGCGGAGCCGGAGGCCGUGAAGUGGAUCAGUCUGGACAAGCGGAACCAAGGAACUCUAGUUAAAGGUGUUAGGGUGCAGAGUGUGGCACUGGACUGGGUGGGGCGGAGUCUGUACUGGAUGGACGGUAUGGACGGUCGGAUCAGUGCGGUGGGGCUGCAGGGGUCCGAGCCUGUCGUGAUCCUGGAGCUGGACGUGGAGGAGCCGCAGGUUCUGGUCCUGCUGCCCCAGAAAGGGCUGAUGUUCUGGUCCGAGGCUGGAGACGAGGCUCUGAUAGAGAGGGCAGGGAUGGACGGAUCAGACAGACGAGUGCUGGUGUCGGAGUCUCUGAACCGGCCCGUGGGUCUGGCUGUGGACCCGCUGCAGGAGCGCCUCUACUGGACGGAUGAGGCACUGCACUGCAUUGGCUCUGCCACGCUGGACGGAGGCGACGUUAAGAUCCUGCAGCUGGUGGACAGCCCCCAGCCGUUCUCCGUGUCGGUGUUGGGCGAUAUGGUUUACUGGUCAGACGCUCAGAGAGGAACCAUCCAGAGAGCCGAUAAACUCACCAGCAAGCAGCCAGAGGUCCUGCUCACUCGCCCUGGACAGACCCUCCGCCUGCGGGUGAUUCAGCAGGUGAUGCAGCCUAGUGUGAAGAACCCGUGUGAGGCGAUGCUCUGUUCUCACCUGUGUGUGUUAGCACCUGGACUGAAAGGUGUGUGUAAGUGUCUGUCUGGAUUCCUGCUGGGAGAGGAUGGGCUCACAUGCUCUGAACCCCAAGACUCCGCCUUCCUCCUGCUGCUGUCCCCCACAGCUGUUACACAGGUCAGUUUGCAGAGCCGGUUCGGGCCAGUGGGUCUGCAGGACUGGCCGGAGCACCGCAGGGUUAAGCUGCCCGGUGUGACUGAGCUGAGGGCUCUGGACCUGGUGGUUCCGGAUCAGGCUCUGUACGUGUGGGACGCGGGUCGAGCGACGGUGGGACAGUUCAGGGUGAGGGACUCUGUAGCGUCUCGACGCGGGACGCUGUUCACUCUGCUGAAGAACACUCUGAGCACCAUGGCGCUGGACUGGGUCACUCUGAACCUGUACUGGAGCAGCAGAGGUCAGCCGGGCCUGUGGGUCACCUCGCCCAAGAUCUCUCAGACCGCCGUGAUCCUGCAGGACGAGGUCCUGAAUGUCAGCUCCAUCACCCUGCAGCCGGCGGCAGGACGCAUGUGCUUCACCAACAGCGCCCGACACGGCAAGACAACGCUGGAGUGCUCCCACAUGAACGGGCAGAACCGGAUCACCGUCUGGACCAGUGCCGUUCAUCCGGUCUCACUCAGUCUGUCCAAUGAAGGAGACGCACUGUACUGGGCCGAUACCAGUCUGGGAGUGGUGGCCUCAGUUGGGAUUGAUGGUUCUGGAUAUAAGGAGAUCAGAACAGAAGAAGGAUUGGUGAACUUCGCUCUGGCUGAUAAAGUUCUGGUCUGGAUCACCAGAAGAGAUUCCACGCGGUGCUGGUUCAGUGACCAGCAGGGGGAGACGCUGUGGUUUGAUGUGAAAGCAGAAGUAGUGGAUGUGAAGGCCUUCAGUAAACAGAGCCAGAGAGGUGUGAACUCGUGCUCGGGUGGUAACGGCGGCUGUGCUCAGCUGUGUCUGGCUGCCCCCGGUGGGCGGUCGUGUGUCUGCGGCCGCGGGUUUCUCUCCGCUGGUGAAACUGACUGUGUGCCGGACCCCCACUGCCCCCCGGGGACCCGGCCGUGUGUUACUGGAGGCGACUGUGUUCCUCAGAAGAGGUUCUGUGACGGCCAGCCGGACUGUGCUGACCAAUCAGACGAGAUCUGUACACAGGAGGAGGAUGUGUCUUUAGACGAGGCCAAAACUAACAUUAGCGCUCGGCCCGACGUUAAAUCCCCUCCGGCCAGACCCAGAACCUUCGGUGACCCGGUUCUAGUGAAGAACCUGCAGCCAGACAAGAACCUUUCACACGGUCCUAAAGCCCCACCAUCUCCUGCAGCUCCACCUUCCCCACCAUCUCCACCUUCUCCAGGUGAGGAGGUUCUGGUGCCGGAGGUGGAGGUGGGGGGUGUGGAUGCGGAGUCCUGCAGUGUGAAGCUGUGCGGGGGGAACGGGGAGUGUGUGGUACGGGACGGGGAGACGGUGUGCCGGUGUGUGGAGGGGUACAGCGGGCCGCGGUGUGAGGAGGGGCUGGGCGGACUGAUCCAGGGCCCGGUGGUGUACGCUGCUGGAGGACUGUGUGUGGCCGUGAUCGUGCUGGGAGUGACCAUCGGCAUCCUGCAGAAGAGAAAAGCUGCAAACAGGAGGCAGGUGAGAGCAAGGGAGACCCGGAUGCAGGAUUUGGAGAAGAGAGUGGAGUCCACACCUUCCCACCACAACGGCAAAGACCACGAACACACAGAGGAAGCGGCAUCAGCGGAUUAGCAUUCUGAACUUUCUGUACAGCGUCUUAACCUUUCAAUAAAAGUCGUAAAUUGA